This is a messenger RNA of Antrostomus carolinensis (chuck-will's-widow), 2350 nucleotides long. It is a transcript of the gene PUS7, whose product is annotated as pseudouridine synthase 7. Gene Ontology annotation, molecular function: RNA binding; pseudouridine synthase activity. Gene Ontology annotation, cellular component: nucleus. The record is from RefSeq and is a predicted model, not a curated record. The coding region runs from base 1 to 1953 and encodes 650 amino acids. Lineage: Eukaryota; Metazoa; Chordata; Aves; Caprimulgiformes; Caprimulgidae. The transcript has 15 exons. Gene Ontology annotation, biological process: pseudouridine synthesis.
AUGGAAACUGUAGAAAUGAACAGUGUAUCCUUGAAACGUCCUCGCUCUGAGGAUGAUGUGGCUAAUGCAGAUGAAAUUAAAAGACAGAAGAUCUCAGAGAAGUCUAAGACAAAGAAUGACUCUGGGCAGAGCGUUGAGACUGUAACAGAGCAACCUGACAAAUCUCUACUUGAGGACACGAAAAAUGAAAUAAUCCCCAAUGAGGAAAGUGAGGAGCAGGAAGAUGAGGAACUAGAGGACAGUGAUGAAGAUGGAGAUCCAGAGAGCUUUGCAGACAUGAUGAAGCAUGGACUGACAGAAAGUGAUGUUGGCAUAACUAAAUUUGUUAGCUCUCAUAAAGGAUUUUCUGGAAUCUUAAAAGAGAGAUACUCAGACUUUGUUGUCCAUGAAAUAGGCAAAGAUGGACGUGUGAGCCAUUUAGAUGACUUUUCUGUUCCAGUGGAUGAUGAGGACCCAUCAGAAGAAACAUUUACAGUUUUGUCAGAUGAAGACAAGCAGCGUUUAGAGGAGCUCCAGCUUCUUAAGAAUAAGGAAACUAGUGUUGCCAUAGAGGUGAUUGAAGACACCAAAGAAAAAAGAACAGUUAUCCAUCAGGCUGUGAAGUCCUUGUUUCCUGGACUGGAGACUAAAACAGAAGAUCGAGAUGGAAAAAAAUACAUUAUUGCUUAUCAUGCUGCUGGGAAAAAAGCACUGGCAAAUCCAAGAAAACACUCUUGGCCAAAAUCUAGGGGAAGCUACUGCCACUUUGUACUAUACAAGGAGAACAAGGAUACUAUGGACGCCAUUAAUGUCCUGUCCAAAUUUUUAAGAGUGAAGCCAAACAUAUUUUCCUAUAUGGGAACAAAAGAUAAAAGGGCUAUAACAGUUCAAGAGAUCGCUGUUCUGAGAAUCACUGCACAAAGACUUGCUCAUUUGAAUAAAUGUUUGAUGAACUUCAAAUUAGGAAAUUUCAGUUACAAAAACCAUCCACUGAAAUUAGGAGAACUGCAAGGGAACCAUUUCACUGUUGUUCUCAGAAACAUAACAGGAACUGAUGACCAGAUAGAGCAAGCAAUGCACUCUCUCAGGGAAAUUGGAUUCAUUAAUUAUUAUGGAAUGCAAAGAUUUGGAACCACAGCUGUUCCUACAUAUCAAAUUGGCAGAGCUAUUCUACAGAACAAUUGGAAUGAAGUAAUGGAUUUGAUACUAAAACCACGACCAGGAGCUGAAAAGGGAUACUUAGUAAAAUGCAGAGAAGAAUGGGCAAAGACUAAAGAUCCAGCAGCAGCCCUCAAGAAACUGCCUGUAAAAAGGUGCGUGGAAGGACAGCUUCUACGCGGACUCUUAAAGUAUGGAAUGAAGAACAUAAUCUCUGCAUUUGGCAUAAUACCAAGAAAUAAUCGUUUAAUGUAUAUUCAUAGCUACCAGAGUUAUGUGUGGAAUAAUAUGGUGAGCAAAAGAAUAGAAGAAUACGGGCUUAGAGCUGUACCAGGAGAUCUCACACUUAAAGGAGCCACAGCUGUUCAUAUCGAAGAAGGAGAUGUUGAUAACUACACUAUCCAUGAUGUAGUGAUGCCAUUGCCUGGAUUUGAUGUUAUUUAUCCAAAGCAUAAAAUUGGCGAGGCCUACAAGGAAAUGCUGGUGGCUGACAAUCUUGACAUCAACAACAUGAGGCAUAAGAUCAGAGAUUAUUCACUUUCUGGAGCAUACAGAAAGAUUAUCAUUCGACCUCAGAAUGUCAAUUGGGAGGUUGUUGCAUAUGAUGAUCCCAGAAUCCCGUUAUUUAGUACGGAUUUGGAUAAGCUGGAAGGAAAGCCACUACCAGUUCUUCCUACAGAUGGUAAAUUCAGGGCUCUAAAGAUGGAGUUCUCCCUUCCCCCAUCCACUUAUGCUACCAUGGCGAUUCGAGAAGUUUUGAAAAUGGACACAAGCAUAAAAAACCAGACACAACUGAAUACUACCUGGUUGCGCUGAAUGAACUGCAAAAGUGACUUAGAUUUUAACAUAUAUAAAGUGUUUUCCUAUUUACAUGUUCUGUACAAAUCUUUAAAGACUGGUAGUAAGAGAUUUGUAUUUUUUUAAGUUUUUAUUAGUGCUAGCAUUUAACUUCAGUAGUCAUUUGCAAGAUGGUGGUUGUUAUAUAAUUUAGAUCUUAGUGACUGGUGGUUUUUAAUGAAUAAGUUGCUUGAGCUGUAAUGUGGGUGCAUCUUUAAGAAAUGGGCUUACAAUAAUUUCAGACCUGGAAGAAUGUUUAGCUUGCCUUUUUUUUUUGGCAAGCACUGAAUGUUUUAAUGAGUUCAGCACACCGUGAAGUCUCUUCAAAUACAGCAAAUUACAGCUUAGGAAAAUGGGUUACAACAAAAUUAAGAUA